AUGUCUGGAAAGGAGAGGAAGCGUGGAAAUGGGACAGAGGCCCCGCCGCGAGACACUGCGGGCGCAUCCAGUGCAAUGGCGGUUAAAAAGUUGCCUUCGAUGCGGCCGGAGCAGUCCGCCGUGUCCGCCGUGUCCGGGGAAUCGUGCUCGCUGAUGCCCACGUUGGCCGUCGCCGGGAAGGCGUCUGAGCGCAGCGUCCACUGGAGCAGGAAAUUUAUAAAGAAAGACGAUUUGGAGCCAGCGGCGGUGGGGAGCCAGGCCAGCCAGGCCCAGAGAGCGGCCGACAGCGUCCAGCGUCUGGAGGGAGGCUGCUCGGACCUGGAAAAACAGUUGAGGGACGAAGUGAGAAAACGCACGGCCGGCUCGGCGUCCAAGCUGGCGAGGGUCACGGAGCAGGAGGAGCGCGCCGACAUCAUGCUGGAGCUGCAGCGGCAGAACGCCCGGCUGCGCAGCGAGCUGGAGCACCUCAACAAGGCCAGCGACACGGAGGGCGCCCUGCAGCACCUCCACCGCGUCCAGGAGGACAUCAAGUCGCUCGAGGACAAGGUGCGAGCCGGUCGAGAGCUCUUCUGUCCGCGACAGGCCAAGCUGGCGAAGGCUCGCGGCCGGCUGCAGCGCACCGAGCGCGAGCUGGAGGAGAAGAAGCUCCACCCGAAGAAGGUGGUGCACUCGGUGGACUCCCUGAGGACGCUGCAGCUCGUCUGGAGCGAGCACGUCUCCCUGCUGGAGGGCCUGGCGCGCCGGCAGGAGCAGUGGAGCUUGCUGCGGGACAGAGUGGAGAUGUUCGCACGGAACAUCGACAUCCUCCGGACGGAGAACGAGGAGCUGACGGCGAGGCUCGUUGACGUGCACCUGCAGCUAAAGGACUUCGUGGAGCGGCCCAUGCUGCCCACCGCCGUCGUCGACAAGAACGUGGCGCUGCUAAAGCACAUGCUGACGAUCGAGGCGACGCUGGCCGAGAAGGCCGUGGAGCUGGAGAAGCAGGAGGAAGGUCUCGUGCUGGAGCAGAACAAAGUGCGCGAGCUGCUGGUUGAGCUUGAAGGCCUGCGACGCGAGAAUCGGCACCUCAACAGGCGGCUGCAGAAGUUUAGCGACGCGCAGCGGUCUCCGGACGACGGCCAAAGCCACGCCGGCGUCUCGCGGAAGGGGUCCUCGACGGUGUCCUCCAGGAACAAGUUGGAGCAGACCAGCAGACGCACGCCGCUGGGCAGCCAGAACCUCAGCAUGUUCCUCAUGCCGCGCGCCGAUCCCGGCCACUUGCGCGCCGACCCGUCCCGGGAUCAAGAGCAGGACCAGACGGAAGGGCAGGAUCAAGAGUGCUGGAGGGAGGGACAGGGCCAAGAGAAUCAGCAGGAUGGUCAGGAUGUAGAGGACCAACAGGAUGAACGGAGUCAAGAGGAUCAGCAAGAUGGACAGGAUCUAGAGGACCAACAGGACAGGCGCAGUCAAAAUAAUCAGCAAGAUGAACAGGAUCAAGAGGACCGACAAGAUACGCAGGACAAUAAUCAGCAGGACGAACAGGAUCAAGAGAAUCAACAAAAGGGAAAGAGUCAGGAGCGCCAGCAGGAUGGACAGGAUCAAGAGGAGCAGCAGGGUCUAGAAAAUCAGCAGGAUCAAGACGAUCAGCAAGAUGGACUACAUCAGCAGGAUCAAGACGAUCGUCAGAAUGGACAGGAUCAGCACGAUUGGCAGGAUCAGGAGGAUAAACAGGAUCAGCAGGUUGAGUGGGAUGGAGAGGAUCAGCAGGCUGGUCAAGAUGAGCCCCAAGCCUCCAGCUCGUGGUCGCCUGACGGCCCUGACGGCGACAGGCGGUACCCGAUUUCGCCCCCGCAGCCGCGGCCGUCCUUGGCGUCCGUGGCGUCGUCGGUGGCCACGGCCGCCCUCCUGCCCACGGCCUCGGGGCCCGCGGUCUCGGCGUCGAUGGUGCCACACGACGGGCAGGGUAGCAGCAGUCCACCGGCACCGCCAUCAACAACCAAUUAAUCAAUCAUUGUUAUGU
Molecule: messenger RNA, 1999 nt
Organism: Thrips palmi
Lineage: Eukaryota; Metazoa; Arthropoda; Insecta; Thysanoptera; Thripidae
Product: nuclear-pore anchor-like
Exons: 8
Coding region: 1-1983 (660 amino acids)
Source: RefSeq, a predicted model, not a curated record